Molecule: messenger RNA, 1539 nt
Organism: Pseudogymnoascus verrucosus
Lineage: Eukaryota; Fungi; Ascomycota; Leotiomycetes; Thelebolales; Thelebolaceae
Product: spindle assembly checkpoint kinase
Exons: 3
Coding region: 153-1373 (406 amino acids)
Biological process (GO): protein phosphorylation; regulation of cytokinesis; mitotic spindle organization
Cellular component (GO): spindle microtubule; chromosome passenger complex; spindle midzone
Molecular function (GO): protein kinase activity; ATP binding
Source: RefSeq, a predicted model, not a curated record
CCAGUUAUUAUGUUGACCCUCAGUUGUUCCAGGCGAUUUCAAGAACAUCGACAUUUAGUAUCGCCAAACGACCAACGCAAUUCCACGCUUGGAAACUAACCAUCUCCUUGACUCGAAGCGGUAUAUUCCUGGAAGAGGAUAACUCUAUCACAAUGGCAAGCCGGGGACUCGAAUCUCGGUUCGAGCACUUGUCCGUGACCGAUGAGAAUGACGGUGGAGAGGGUCUCAAGAAAACCGGACUCAAGUCCAAAGUUGUCCCAAAAUCACAAUUAUCGCAAACUUCAAAUGGCGGUAACCUCCUCAAGAUGGCGCUUUCAAACAACAACCCAGCGCCAGUAACAACAGUCACCGUCCCCUCCCAAGCAGCACAAUGGCGAGGAUCAAAUGCACCAACGAGCGCAACAUCACCCCCACGCAAGGCCACAUCCACAUCCUCAAGGCCUUCCGACGAGCUCGUAAAAGCAGAGCAAAAAGCGCCACAGAUUUACGUCAUGCCCCAGCCAAAGGAGUUCCACCUGGGCAUGUUUGAGAUUGGGCGGCCGCUAGGAAAGGGUAAAUUCGGGCGUGUAUAUCUCGCUAGAGAGAGAGGCACCGGGUUCAUCUGUGCCCUGAAGGUGCUGCACAAGUCCGAGAUCCAGCAGGGCAAAGUGGAGAAGCAAGUCCGCCGAGAAAUCGAGAUCCAGUCCAACUUACGGCAUCCAAACAUCCUACAACUGUACGGCCACUUCCACGAUAGCAAGCGAAUCUUCCUCAUCCUGGAGUUUGCGGGCAAGGGCGAGCUGUACAAGCAUCUGAGGCGCGAGAACAGGUUUCCUGAGUGGAAGGCAGCGUCGUACAUCGCGCAGAUGGCUGCGGCGCUCAAGUAUCUCCACAAGAAGCACGUCAUACACAGAGAUAUUAAGCCGGAGAAUAUCUUGAUGGGUAUCCAUGGCGAGAUUAAGAUUUCGGAUUUCGGAUGGAGCGUGCACGCGCCAAACAACCGCCGCCAGACAAUGUGCGGAACUCUUGACUAUCUGCCCCCGGAGAUGCUCAAGCCUGGGUCGGGGGAUAACUGGUAUGGCGAGAAGGUUGACCUGUGGAGUUUGGGUGUCUUGGCGUACGAGUUCCUCGUUGGAGAGGCGCCGUUCGAAGAUACUAUGAUUAUGACACAGAGGAGGAUUACGAGGGCAGACAUGACAGUCCCUUCGUUCGUUUCUCCGGAGGCGAAGGACUUGAUCAAACGACUCCUCGUUCUGGAUCCCGAGAAGCGUAUCCCGCUUGAUCAGGUUCUACUCCACCCCUGGAUCAUGAAGCACUGUGUGAAAGGGGAGCGAGCAACACAGCGAGAGUCGAAAUCAUCAGGCAGCAAAUCCUCUCUUGAGGGUAGGGAAUGAAUUACGAAUCCCUUUUUAUCCCUCUAAUUGUAUCUGGCGGAGGCGUUUUAACUUGGAUGGAACAGGACAGGGGAAUUGGACAUGAUAUGCAUGAAAGUUGGAGUUGGAGUUUCUAUGUUUUCCAGCCUUAACGCCUACGCUUACCCAUGCAAAUGAUAACUACAUA